Messenger RNA from Ceraceosorus bombacis, 5027 nucleotides. The record is from the annotation of a GenBank genome assembly. Lineage: Eukaryota; Fungi; Basidiomycota; Exobasidiomycetes; Ceraceosorales; Ceraceosoraceae.
AUGCAGAUGGAGACGCCAUCAAGGAUCGAACGGCGUCUCGCUGCUCGUCAAGCGCGAGACGAGUCGAGCGGAGCACUGGACUUUUCAGACACUUCGCCAGGCAUCGGUAGACGCGCCUCCUUCACCAGCGCGUCCGCAUCCAGCUUAAGUCUGGACGACGGAGCAGAGGAGGAGGCGAGGGAUGAUGUCAGCGAUUAUCGACAUCACACACCCGAUGCCGCCACGCCAGUGCCUAGCCGCAUGAGAGAACAGGCGACAAAAGGUCCGAGCUUGCAGGCAGCUGUCGCUGCUUCUCAAGCUGCUGGUGCUGAUGUCGGCCCUGCCAACGACGAUUCCGCGUCUGCAUCUCUUACAGCUUCUCAAGGAUCGGCAAGGGAGCAAGCUAGAGAGAGCGCCUACGAUAGCCCCUCGACAUCGCGUCAAGUGCCUCGCGCUUCUGUCUCCAUCUCUCGCUCAGCUUCCGAUCUCAACUCGCUUCCUCGCACUCCAGCUCGCGAGCCUCAAGCUACUCAGAUCAGUUCCACUCCUUACGCGCCAUCCAUCGCUGGCCGUACGGUGACAUCCAUGGCAGGCUCUACUCGUGGCAACGGACUUGGACUCCUGCCGAGGUCUGCGGCAGCCGCUAGUUCCGCUGGCGCGUCGACAGCAUACGGCUCAGCAAGGGACAUUAGCGCGGCUCUUCAACCUAGCGAGGUCCCUGCCAGGUCGAGCGCACGGCCUAUGAGCUCUCGAAGCGCACAGAUGGAGCGCGUCACUUCUGCCAGCGACCUGGGAGACGAGAGUGGCGCGGAAGGGGCGCUUGUGAAUUCUGAAGAAUCAGGGGCAACUGGCACCAUGCACACGAGCGAUAUAGCCGUGACGCCCUUUGAUCCCAACACUGCUCGAAUGCCAGGACAGGAGGAUGAGGUGAACGAAAGGCGUGGAUCAGCGACUCCUUCUCAAUCGUUCGAUGAGGAAGACGUGGCUACACCACUCGGCAGUGCCAGGUCUCAGAGCUCGCAAUCGGGGAGCGCUAGUCACCACAGCAAGCGUCCGGGCUCGGCUACACCGGGAACGGACAGCAUGAACUCGGCGAGAAGAGGGAGAAUCGCAGAAGCUGUUGCUGCCGCGGAUCCUGAUCUCAGCGUUUCCGUCACACGCAGCAUUACCUUUGGGGCUAGUCAGAACGGCGACACCCAGGACCAGCAGGAUGUGUCUGCUCAAGUGACGCGGGUCAAGGAUCGAAGCGAAGAGCCUCGCGCAGUGAGUGCAAGCACGCAGAGAACGACAGAACGGCUACUCACCUCUUCUUGUGCCCCUGCAGCCGUUCAAGCCGAUGACGCCGAUUGCUAGAUUCCAGGCCAGACACCGCCAGGAGAGGGAGCAGACCGUUGACUCGGCCGAAGACGUCGAGCGCGCCCUCGGAAACCUCGACGCUGAAGACUCUGUUAGCACUUCGAAAGGCAACCAACGUAGCUCGCAGCAGCAGAGCGAAGGAGAGACAUCGAGACGGAGCGCCGAAAAUGAGACGCGAACAUCCUUUUCAAGCCCGGCGGCAGGCAAGCUUGACCGACAGCAGCAGAGUGCCAGAGCUCGAACCUCGGCUCCGCCCACACAGGUGGACGAGGCCGAUGCGGUCAAGACACCGCGGGUCGCUGGCAGCGCAGCAGAUCGAAAACGUAUGGCAAACUAUCUGCUCUCCACAGUCGCUCGCUCAGCACGCCCGCAGACAUUGCGCAAAGUAACUCCUCGUGCACCACUAGGUGCGCAAAACGGCAAGAAUCAUGCCAAAGCGUCUGCAAGCACUUCAUUUGGGGAGAGACGUCGCACUGCUCAGUCUCCCUUGUCGACUCUUGCUUCUCAUCUGCAAGCCAAUGCGGACGAGGCAGAGUCAAUGGUCUCUGAAGUCUCAUCGACGAACGACUUGACCGUGCCCGCUCACCGGGCGGGUCCAUUCAGGUCCAACACCUCUUUCCCAGGCGUAGGUGUCGCCACUGGAGCCAUCUCUGCUGGGGCGGGAACGGUGGAUAGUAACAGACUGAAUUCGUACUUGAACAAGAUAAAUGAACAAUUCGAGGAUGAGAAUCUGGGGCUGAGAGGAGAGAUCGGCGUGCUCAAAGAGGAGCUCAAUGACGCUCUAGCACGGAUCGCAGAAUAUGAACGUGCCGAGACGUCUCCUCGACACACGCAGAGCGAUGGAGAGGAUGCGAACGACCAUUUUCAGGAAGUACCACGUGCCGCACAAGAGCAGAUCGAACUACUGCAGCAAGGCCAGCGCGAACUGAACGAAGAGCUCGAUCGGCUAGAAGAAGAGAAGGCCCAAAUGGAAGAGCAGCUAGCGGCUUACAAAGCUGCAGCCGCAUCUGCAAAAGACCACGAAAGAGAAGAGCUGACGCCUGAGCAGGCUUCCGCUCUACGCGCUCAAUUGAACUUGCUCGAGGCAGACCUCGCAGAUAGACAGCAGGACAUCAAUGACCUUGAGCUCGAAAUGGACAACAUCAAGCGUGAUUCGGUUGAGCGCAUGAAGCGCGCCAUGAACGAGGCGGACGUGCUCCAGCAGGAGUCGGAGCAGAGAGCCCUUCAGGAGCGACGCGAAAUCGAGGUUCGCGAGGCCGAAGCUAGACAAGAAGCUCAGGAGCUGGCCGAAGAUAAUCAAGAGCUUCAGGCGCAGUUGGAGCAAUGCCAAGAAGAACGUGAUGCUCUCAAGCGAGCUGCCGCGAAGCGAGCUCGGGACCUGCAUGAUGCUGCUCAGAAUGAUGAUUUGGCUCAAGAGUUGGAACAAGCCUAUAUUGACCUGGAUGAGGCGAGAGAAAGAAUUGCAGCGACUGAUCAGGUCGAGAAGGACGCGGAGCAACUGCGGGACGAGAAUAGGGCUUUGAGAAGUCAGCUGGAAGACGCUGUUGCUCGUGAGGAGGAGCUCGAAGGACAUAUCGGUGCCCUUGAAGAUCAGGCGAUGACGCAAGAAACAGCGCUCCAUGACGCGCAUACUGAAGUGCAAGAGCUGCAGGCAGAGCUGGAUGCUGCCGAUGAUCGGGUGCUGGAAGAAGCGGAUCGGGUAGAGCAAAAGAUGAAGAGCAAAAUUUCCGAUUUGGUGAGUCGAAAGGGUCCGCGUGUUGCACGGUCCAGAAAAUGUAUACUUACAUUCACUCUACCCACAGGAGAUCGAGCUGGAAGAGGAAAGAGGCGAGGUGAAUAGCCUGACCACGCGCUUGCGUCGUGCUCAAGAAACGCCCGCUCGCCCCAGCACGGGAACGGUGAUGACUCCUGGAAAGGAAGUGCAACUCGAGACCAAGUUCAACGAACGUUUGCAGAUCGCAGAUCAACAUUACAAAGCCGAGCUUGCACUCAAAGAUGAGGAAAUCGCUCACGUGAAAGAAAUUCAAAGGGUCACGGAGGAGCGCGUUGAGAUGCUCAAAAAACAGAGCGCUAUCAUAGAAUCUCUGGCGGACCAGUCUAGAGCAGACUUCGACCCGGACAAGACGCCCGUUCCGCGCCAAGUACAGUCGCUUCGAACUGCCCGCACUCCUGCCUCGCCUUUUUCGUUUGUCGGCGUGAGUGCACGCGUGAUCUGCUCAAGCCUUUGCGCUUGCAUUCGCUGACAGUCACAAUGCUACGCAGUCAUCGUUCGGAAAUUCCACGCUGGGCAACAAGGUGGAUCGCGACGAAGCGCAGCGCCUCCAAUUGCUUAUCGACGAGGGCAAUACUAGCAUGGACCACAAGCUGGCUUAUAUGAACGAGCAGGGAUUCUCUAACAUCGAGUCAAGGAGGCAACUGAACGAUGCUAGGCGCGAGAUUGCGGAGUUGAAAGCUGAGCUAAGAGCAGUCGGAGUGCCGGAACCUACACGAACGCUGCGAGACCCUUCCAUCUCGAUGGCAAGCUCGGACGGCACGACUAGGCGUCCCGAUUUCAAAGCAUUGAGCGAGCAGAUCCACGAGCUCAAAGUCACACUGGCUCAAGAGACGCAGCAAGUGCAGAAAUUGCGCAGCGAGCGUGAUGGGUUUGAAAAAGACAAUCGCGCACUGCGCGAUAUUGCUUCCGCCCUCAACGCCAAGAAGAGCCAGGAGGAGGAUGAGCUGAAACGAAUCGCUGUACACACGUAUGCUCAGACUCAAAAAGUGAGUGGAACACAGAGGCUGGUGACACCGAAGGCAGGGACUGAUUUUAGGCAUGUCCUUUGCGAAACAUAGCGCCUCGAUAGGGCAUUUCAGACCGUGCAGCAGUACGAUCAUGACCUACGCGAAGAACGUCAAAGGCUAUGCGGCCUGGAAGCAGAUUCUCGAGCUUCCAACAUGGAUAGCGCCCACCUGGAGGUGCAGUUGCGACAGGCCGAGGCUGCACUCCUUGCGCAAGAGCUGAAGCUUCGCGAGAAGCAGGACGCGCACGAGCGCAUGCAUUCCGAUUUGCUAGAGCGCUCGACCAUGAGCGCUUCGGCCCCGCUUCAACUACAACGUUUCCAAGCGGACGUGCAGCGCACUGCUGAAGAAGUGGCACAUAUGAAGAAUCAGCGAGCAGCCAUGAAGGAGGAACGUCAUCAACUGCACAUGCGGUAUCAGGAAGCCGCACAGGUGAGUGUGCACGUUCGCAGGCAAAGCCUGACCCAUACUCACCGCCCUCAUCUUCUACACAGCGUCACGAGAACGUGUAUGCUGAGCUCGAGGAAGCGCGCGCAGCGGUCAACACCCACGAGAUCCAAUUGAGCGAGCAAAUAAGGACGAUCGAGUCGUUGCAUGCCCAGCUUCGCGCGACGAAUUGGAAGCUUGCGGUGACGGAGGAUGCCAAUGCACGUCUAGAGCAGCGACGCGAUGCCGUUUUCGCUCAGCUCCGUGCGCUCGAGGCGGAGCUGCGUCGCGUCAAGAGCAAGUCUGACGAGUAUGGCGCAGAUCUUGAGAGGGCCAGACGCGAUCAAGAGCUGGACAGAGCACGCGCAGUCGAAAUUGCUCAGAAGUCCAUCUUCUCCAACUCCAAGGCGCACGACAGGAUCAGUGAAUUGGAACGCGAUUUGGCGAUUGCCAGUAAGCGCUUCUCUCAGAAUCGUGCGCAGACGUGA